AUGGACAUACCGCGCGAUGCUGGCCCCGACGGAGUGGUAUCGCUGUAUCUUCGGCCAAAGAACAGCACGGCGACCCAGAGCACGGCCGGGAAAAUCCGUUGCUUUGCUGGCGGCGAAUGGAAGCCGCGCUCGGAGUUCUCGAAUCGGCAGCUGGAGAAGUUUGCCCGUGCCCGUGUCCCCCCCGGCCAGUCCGAAAUUUCCUGCAGAGCCCAUUCCACUCAGAUUCGCCGCGAGCUCAAAUGCGAGGGCCCCUGUGCCAAGUGGCAGCCCAUUGAGAAUUUCAGCCGCAGCACGCGCAACCACAGCAAGACGCUCAGUGUUGAGCCCGGCUUUGCUCCGUACGUCCCUCCCACGGCCCUCAACGAAGACGAUGAGGACGACCAAGGCGACGAAGACGAAGACGACCACGACGGGAUCAUUCCCAUCGACGAGGUUCCUGGCGAGCGGAUCGAAGACUGGAUCCAAGGCAACCCGAGCGAGCUUGGACAGUUUGACAGAAUCGAAGUUGGCACACAGCCCUCGAUCGUGGGCAGCAGCUCGGACAUUUCGCGCCCCAGUCUGCUCGAUACGCGCAACCGCGAGCUCGGUGGCCUUCCCGAGGCUUUGAGCGCCGUCAACCUCGGCAGAAGUGCGGACUCUGGCCCUUCGCAAUCGUCUCGGGCCUCGAUUGCUUCCGCAUCCACCGUCAGAGGGCCAGCGGCAACUGCUCUGGGCGGUGAUCUCACACCUGUCGGAGGCUCGCUGCUGAUGGGCGACUCUGACACUGUGUCGCAGAGCAACCGAACGUAUUCGAACACGCUGUUCUCCGCUGCCAAUUCGAGACGGGCCUCCAGCCAGAGCGGCUCGGUCGUCUCGGGCUCCGGCGGCGGUGGGGACACUGUCUGGAUGGAAAACCGAUUUGCGGCGCUGCCGCUCACUCCUUCGCAGCCAAUGGCGCCGUCCCAGCGAGCGGAAACCCGCAAUGGAUGGGCCAGACCUGUUCAACGGAAGACGACCCUGAUCGCUCCUCGCUACGUGUCCAACACUGGCGGCAUAGAGAUCCAGCCGCAGAAGAAGACUGUCUAUGCAGAUGCUGACGAAGACGAUAGCGAAGACGAAUGCUGA
This is a messenger RNA of Sporothrix brasiliensis 5110, 1104 nucleotides long. RefSeq lists its product as uncharacterized. The transcript is spliced from 6 exons. The coding region runs from base 1 to 1104 and encodes 367 amino acids. NCBI's taxonomy places the organism in Eukaryota, Fungi, Ascomycota, Sordariomycetes, Ophiostomatales, Ophiostomataceae. The record is from RefSeq and is a predicted model, not a curated record.